UACUCCUUUCAGUCUUUACUUCUCUCCCUUCUUCCUCAUCCACCUCCCCCUAUUCUUCUUCUUCGUCUUCUUCUUCUUCUUCUUCCAAUCCAUGCAUCUUCCUCCAAAAUUCUAGGGUUCCAAAUUCCACCGCCAACCAUGCCCGAUUUGGGGAAUUUGUCUCUUUCCGAGACUCUAGCUCUCCCCACCCCCGCAGACCCUCCUGUCUUAACCAAUUCUCUCCACUCAGCCAACCUCAAAAACCUAUCGCCACCAUCCAACACCGUUGUUUACACGCGCUAUGCUCUUCGGCAAGAUGGCAUUCGCAUCCACAAAACUCACGGAACCGAGAUUAAGGUUCCUGCCGUCAAAGCAGCUAAUGGUGACGCCAAGGGUUUGGAGGAUGGAAUCAGAGAGUUCUCUCAGAAGAGGAACAAGAUUGGCUCCGAGGAUCCCGAUCUUGAAUUCUCACUUCCCUUCCUCGUUGGCGCUUCCAAAAUGGUACAAUUCAAUUUCUUUUCCCUGAAGUCUGUAGAUUUUGCUAUGAACACUGGGGGGAUUAGAAUCUACUUCUGUGUAUUGGUUCAGGUUGAAUGCCUUGUUUGCCAUCGUCUAGUGUGCCCAGGGGAGGAGCUAUGUUGUUCUGUUCGUGGCUGUGGGGGAAUCUACCAUAUCAAUUGUGCAAAAGAAACUAUGGGGAUCUCGAAUCCAAAAAAAUUCAAGUGCUCACGACAUGCAUGCUUUGUCUGCAAACAAAAGAAGCAGUUGCGGUGUGUGCGUUGUACAAACGCAUUUCAUGAAAAAUGUGCCCCAUGGCCAGAGGCUGUGGUGAGCCUACAGGACAAUCCUGGACAUGCUAUUUGUUGGAGGCAUCCUUCUGAUUGGCGAUUGGAUGGGAAGCUUGAAGGUUCCACAAGUGACAUACAGGAAGUAUUUCGUCGGUUGCCUGUUCCAUAUGUCAAUGAGGAUUUCAAGAUUGAUCUUACAUGGAAAGAGAUGGAGACUAAGAUGGAACCACCAUCAUAUGUGCAUAUAAGGCGCAAUUCCUACUUAGUCAAGAAGCGUAGUGACGAAGAUGAUGGUGCGGGGUGUACCAGUUGCAGCUCUACCUGUUCGGAUGAUUGUGUGUGCAGGGUUCAAUGCAUAAGUUGCUCAAAGUCAUGUCGCUGCUCAGAAAAUUGCGGUAAUAGGCCAUUUCGCAAGGAGAAAAAGAUUAAGCUGGUCAAGACUGAACAUUGUGGAUGGGGAGUAGAGGCAGCUGAAACCAUCAACAAAGGCGAAUUCAUAAUUGAGUAUAUUGGAGAAGUCAUUGAUGAUGCUUUAUGUGAAAAAAGGCUUUGGGACAUGAAAUACGGGGGUGCACAGAAUUUUUACAUGUGUGAGAUUCGUAAAGAUUUUACUAUAGAUGCAACCUUCAAAGGAAAUAUGGCUCGCUUCUUAAACCAUGGUUGUGAUCCCAACUGUGUUCUCGAGAAGUGGCAAGUAGAUGGUGAAACGCGGGUUGGUGUAUUUGCUUCCCGUUCAAUAGAAACGGGAGAUCCCUUAACAUAUGAUUACAGAUUUGUGCAAUUUGGACCUGAGGUAAAAUGUCAAUGUGGUGCCCCAAAUUGUCGAGGGUUUUUAGGGGUGAAAAAGAAAAUUGUGAAGUUAGAUAUUUGUUGGGGUUGGGGAUCAAAGCGUAAGAGAACUUCAGCUGCAUGUCCUGCCAUAGAAACACAUGUAUGAUUCGUUUGUUUGGUGCCUUAUUUUGGUAAUCCUUGUGCAUUGCCAUCACUUUUGUAUGUAAAGCCGAGAUGAAUUUUCAAAUACAAAACUCAUUUGAAAAGGAAAAAUGAUAAAGCGAAAAAAAAUGAACCAGGGCGAUAGGGAUCAGUUUGCUAAGAGCAGACGACAAUGGCAUUUGUAGCAAUUGAACAAUGAAAU
Molecule: messenger RNA, 1902 nt
Organism: Arachis duranensis
Lineage: Eukaryota; Viridiplantae; Streptophyta; Magnoliopsida; Fabales; Fabaceae
Product: histone-lysine N-methyltransferase ASHR3
Exons: 10
Coding region: 139-1704 (521 amino acids)
Biological process (GO): regulation of DNA-templated transcription
Cellular component (GO): nucleus; chromatin
Molecular function (GO): protein binding; histone H3K36 methyltransferase activity
Source: RefSeq, a predicted model, not a curated record